This is a messenger RNA of Aspergillus neoniger CBS 115656, 1023 nucleotides long. RefSeq lists its product as uncharacterized. Lineage: Eukaryota; Fungi; Ascomycota; Eurotiomycetes; Eurotiales; Aspergillaceae. The transcript is spliced from 5 exons. The coding region runs from base 1 to 1023 and encodes 340 amino acids. The record is from RefSeq and is a predicted model, not a curated record.
AUGCCAGCUCUUACUCCUGAGCAAGUUGCCUUCUACAAAGCGCAUUCUGGCGAUGAUUUGCGACCUAAUGAGACCGCCUCUCUCGUAUGUGGGCUCCUAGCGGCCAUCGUCGCCAUCGGCGCUCGUAUCACGGCUCGGCGCAUCUCGAGGGUCCAACUUGGCCCAGAAGAUUGGACCAUAUUCGCAGCGAUGGUUCGAGAUUUGCACUUGCUGAGGCGUGAAGCAUUCGAGAUAUUGACUUUUCUGCAGUUGGGCGAAAUUACAUACGGCGUUAUAUUCGCAAAAGCAAUAAAUAAUGGCCAAGGGAGACACAUCAUUUUCAUCAAGGACCUAGUGUCAUUCAGCAAGGUGGGAUGGCCUCCAGAACGUUUUGAGUUCGUUGUGAUGUAUAAUCUGGCUGUCAUUCUUAUCGCCGGUCUUCAGUGUAUUCCACUGUCAGAUCUCUGGACGGGUGGCUUGUCGUGUAUAAACACAGAGCCCCCCUUCACCGGACUAGCUAUCGUCAAUAUAUUCACUGAUUUGGCCAUACUAACUUUGCCUGUGAAGCCUGUUCUCAACCUUCACAUGCCAAAGGCUCAAAAAGUGCAGGUCCUGGGGAUAUUCUUACUGGGAGGCGUGGUUUGCGUCUUUGGUAUUAUUCGCGCCGUAGCAAUGACGCGACUGAGUCUCGUCGAUCCCACUUGGACGGCGGUUGGUGCGGCUAUAUGGUCAUUUGUCGAAAUAUCCGUCGGCAUCGUUGCAGCAUGUUUGCCUUUGUUAGGGCCCCUCAUCAGAACGAAAAGCACUGCGAGUCCGAACUGGUCCGGCAAUGAUGGGCAGGCGCCAUCAGUGGAGUAUAGCGCGGCACGACCAAACAAGACCAAUUAUGUAAGGCAGGACGAGAUACCACUGGUAACUUUGGCAGGACAUGACCGGUCGUCUCUUAUCCAGGGCGGUGUUCCCGUAUUGCCGUGGUCAUCAAAACAGAGCACAAAUCAGAUCUUGGUCCGGAACGACAUACAACAUACUGUAACGUUGGCAUAA